UCAUCCCUGAUGUCAUCCCUGAUGUGGAGACCUCAGGUGACGGCCAGUGGCCACAGCACCUUCUCGACGUCCAGAAGGCUGCUGGGAAAGACAACUUCACCCCUCAUCCCUGAGGGAACUAACCUUGCAUCGAGAGGGCUAGCCAUCGUCUGGGGAGAAGGCCAGGCGACAGGCAAGAUGGAUGAGAAUGAGUUUGUUGCGGUGACGAGCACCAACGCUGCCAAGCUGUUCAACCUGUAUCCUCGUAAAGGAAGGAUCGCUGUGGGGUCAGACGCAGACAUCGUGAUCUGGAACCCCAAGGAGACCAAGACCAUCUCAGCCGCGACCCACGCACUGACAGUGGAGAUUAACAUCUUUGAGGGCAUGGAGGUCCGGGGAGCCCCGGUGGUGGUGAUCAGUCAGGGGAAGAUCGUCCUGGAGGGGGGAAAGCUGAACGUCACAGAGGGCUCUGGACGCUUCGUACCCAGGAAGGCUUAUCCUGACUUCAUCUACAAGAGGAUCAAAGCACGCAGCAAGAUGGCUGAUGCCCGUGGCGUCCCCCGAGGGAACUAUGAUGGACCGGUCCAUGAUGUCAUCAGCAUGACUAAGUCAGUGCCGGCCACUCCCUCCAGCAGGGGGCCCCAGUGCCCAGGGAAGGGCCCCCUCGGCCCCACCAGGAACCUGCACCAGUCUGGUUUCACCCUAUCCGGUAUGGGAACUCAGAUUGACGACCACAUCCCACGACGCUCAGCACAGAGGAUCGUGGCGCCACCCGGUGGCCGCUCCAAUAUCACCUCCCUGUCGUGAACCUGGGAGCUCCUUGCUCCUCGCGUCUGCUGUAGGGAGAAAAAUAAAUCAACUACUGUAGCAACAACCAACUACAUCAAUCAAAACAAAUCUCACCCGGCUUCCAGAACUAAACUCAACAGUGAAACCUGAACAUGCAAUCCUCUUCUCAGAUACAACUGUAAAACAGUAUACAGAUUAGAACUACAUUUACCACUAGUAGUUACCACCAGUAUACAGCAUAGAACUACAAUUACCACUAGUAGUUACCACCAGUAUACAGCAUAGAACUACAAUUACCAAUAGUAGUUACCACCAGUAUACAGCAUAGAACUACAAUUACCACUAGUAGUUAAGUCGCUCUGGAUAAGAGCGUCUGCUAAAUGACUUAAAUGUAAAUGUAAAUGUAGUUACCAGUCAUUCUAUUUCUAUGGUAGACACACCAACUGAUAAAACCCACUAACUUAGUACUUUGAUCUGUUAUCCUUUAUCAAUAUUGUGAUCAAUUCCUCAAAUCAAUUUAUCUCAUUGCCCAUCAAUAGUCAACUGUCCCUGUCAGAUCUCCAUAGCAUGCAGCUUAAACAGUCUCUGUCUCCUCAGUCAGACAACCGUCUCCUCAGUCGUCGUCUCCUCAGCUUCACUAUAGCUUUACUAACAUGGUGAUACAUGAGUCCUAGAUGAAAGUAGUUCUCUUUAGACCACAGAAUGCCUCUCAGCUCUCUCUCUCUCUCUCGUCGUAGUGAUGCCUGCUUCAAUGCUUCUAAGAAACUCUGUAGUUGAGUCCAACAUGGAACUCUAUUCCCUAGAUAGUGCACUAGAGGACAAAAGUAGUGCGCUAUCUAGGGAAUAGAGGGCCAUUUGAGACUGAUGCGAACUUGUUUUUCUCUGUCUGUUGUUAUUUAGUCAUGGCUGUAGGCUAUUUAGGCUUCAUCUUACCGUCUCUUACUGUUAUGCAUGACUUUUCCUCUUAAUCGUUACUCAUUACAAAUACAACAAGGGAAAUAAGUGUGUAUUACUGUUACUGUGAACAGACUGUAGGGACAGUCCUCUAGUCACGCUUGUCUUAAUAUUAUUAUGAUGUUUUAUCCCAAUGCAGGUGAGCUAACUUUGCUUCCAUGGUAUAUUCAGUCAGUCAGAAUAGGAACUUCACCAAUCCUUCUAUUCAGUCAGUCGGAGUAAUAACUACACCAAUCCUUCUAUUCAGUCAGUCGGAGUAAUAACUUCACCAAUCAUUAUAUUCAGUCAUUCAGUCGGAGUAAUAACUUCACCAAUCCUUCUAUUCAGUCAGUCGGAGUAAUAACUUCACCAAUCAUUAUAUUCAGUCAUUCAGUCGGAGUAAUAACUUCACCAAUCAUUAUAUUCAGUCAGUCGGAGAAAUAACUUCACCAAUCCUUCUAUUCAGUCAUUCAGUCAGAAUAAGAACUUCACCAAUCCUUCUAAUCAGUCAUUCAGUCAGAAUAAGAACUUCACCAAUCCUUCUAUUCAGUCAGUCAGAAUAAGAACUUCACUAAUCCUUCUAUUCAGUCAGUCAGAGUAAUAACUUCACCAAUCCUUCUAUUCAGUCUGAAUAAGAACUUCUCCAAUCCUUCUAUUCAGUCAGUCAGAAUAAGAACUUCUCCAAUCCUUCUAUUCAGUCUGAAUAAGAACUUCUCCAAUCCUUCUAUUCAGUCAGAAUAAGAACUUCUCCAAUCCUUCUAUUCAGUCAGAAUAAGAACUUCUCCAAUCCUUCUAUUCAGUCAGAAUAAGAACUUCACCAAUCCUACUAUUCAGUCAGAAUAAGAACUUCUCCAAUCCUACUAUUCAGUCAGAAUAAGAACUUCUCCAAUCCUUCUAUUCAGUCAGAAUAAGAACUUCUCCAAUCCUUCUAUUCAGUCAGAAUAAGAACUUCUCCAAUCCUUCUAUUCAGUCAGAAUAAGAACUUCUCCAAUCCUUCUAUUCAGUCAGAAUAAGAACUUCUCCAAUCCUUCAUGUCUAUAUAGGAGGUGCAGGGAAGCCCAUAGCAUCUGUAUACUGGAUCUGUGUUGUUGUCUUUAUAGCACAGCCAUGUUCCACUGUCAUCGUGUGACUUUUAUAUGUUUUGUAUAUAAAGACCAAACAUCCUGGUGCUUUGAAACCCUAGCCUGGUUCAGCCAUACUGAAUGCUCCACUGACUUGGUGAAACAGAGCAUAGCAGUCAGGAUUCCAGGCUAUUGAACAGCCACGUUGUUGCCAAGGAUACACAGGGAUACGUGGAGCUGUGAACAAUAAAACAGUGGUUUUAAAAGUCUCUCGCUUUAAAAAAAAAACAACUCUUAUUUGUAAUGAUUUUAUUUAAUUUUCUACAAUUUCCUUUCUCACUUUUUGUAGACUUCGGCGUUUGUACUUUUAGUCGGUCGGUCUUUGGAAAGGUUGUGUGCAUUCGUUAAGUGGUCAUGUAAAAAAGGUCAAAUGAAGUGGUCAAUUUUUAGUCUUUUUCUACUGUUUCUGUGUCCAAUGGAAAUAGGAUCUGUGUCCCGAAAGCUAAUGUAAGCAUGUCCUGAAUAAAGGUUGAGGGGGAAAAGUG
Oncorhynchus gorbuscha (pink salmon) is the source of this 3307-nucleotide messenger RNA. Its product is annotated as dihydropyrimidinase-related protein 4-like. The annotation marks the transcript as partial. The record is from RefSeq and is a predicted model, not a curated record. NCBI's taxonomy places the organism in Eukaryota, Metazoa, Chordata, Actinopteri, Salmoniformes, Salmonidae. Gene Ontology annotation, molecular function: hydrolase activity, acting on carbon-nitrogen (but not peptide) bonds, in cyclic amides. The transcript has 7 exons. Gene Ontology annotation, cellular component: cytosol.